AUGCCUGGCGCAACGACAAUUUCAACUCCAUCGGCCUUCACCCCUAUCUUUUCAAGUCUGCCUAACAGUGCGGCCAAGAAGAAGAAACGCCAUGCUAUCCGAGGUGCUGCUUCUCCUCUAACCUUGAAGAGCAAGCGAGUGCCCAAGACGUCGCUCAAAACGCCACCCAAGACGUACCCCAAACAAGUGAAUUGUCUGACUACUGUGACAUCCUGGGUACGCUCAACAGUCAUUCGUACGGCUACAAAGGCUCACUUCGUCACGCGAGACCCGAUAACAACAACGAUAUCAACUACCAAAACGUUGACUUCAAGCUCUUGGCUCAGCACUCCUGAUGCCUUGUCAACUUCGUGGACUACCAGUACAAUUCCAUCAACAUAUGUCACUACAUCCACAACUACGACUUGGAGCACCUCUACCAACACUGUCGUCGUUCCGACUUACACGGCGACUGUCUAUGCCCAGUGUGUCAACACCAAUGGCAAUGGCGUUCCGAAUAACAUAGCCGGCAGUGUCAACACUUUCGGUGUCCAAGCAGCCUUGGUGCCCUAUGCUCAGGGAUACUACCAAGCUUUUAGUGGUUCCGCUGCUACUGCACAGGAUUGCUGUAAUGCGUGUGCUGCACUACCACUUUGCGCUAUGUCAGAGUUCGAUAUCAGAAGCCAGGCCGGGCGGAAAUGCCUACUCAUUGUAUCGACCCAUGCUACCUGCGCCUUCGGCGAUUAUACUGGCCAGGCUACCCUGACCGUAUCCGGUCAAACAAUUGCAGCGGAUACGGGGAUGUUUCUGAUUAAUGGAAAUUCUUCUACAUAA
Fusarium subglutinans is the source of this 813-nucleotide messenger RNA. RefSeq lists its product as uncharacterized. The record is from RefSeq and is a predicted model, not a curated record. Bases 1 to 813 code for a protein of 270 amino acids. NCBI's taxonomy places the organism in Eukaryota, Fungi, Ascomycota, Sordariomycetes, Hypocreales, Nectriaceae. The transcript is spliced from 3 exons.